Glarea lozoyensis ATCC 20868 is the source of this 1629-nucleotide messenger RNA. RefSeq names its product beta-lactamase/transpeptidase-like protein. The record is from RefSeq and is a predicted model, not a curated record. The transcript has a single exon. Lineage: Eukaryota; Fungi; Ascomycota; Leotiomycetes; Helotiales; Helotiaceae. The coding region runs from base 1 to 1629 and encodes 542 amino acids.
AUGAAAAGUCCGUCAAGAAGCGAUGCACUCGCUGAGAAAAUUCACAACCUGAGCCCAAUCAUCUCAGGACUGCAAACGAUCAGCGGUUCUCCAGGCCUCUCCAUCGGCGUGCUUCUUCAUGGCGAAGUAAUCUACACUGGACACCACGGCCGGAAAGACAUAACCAAAUCUGAACCGCCGAACGAUGAUACGUUAUAUCACAUUGCAUCCCUAACAAAACUGCUCACUGCGGCUGCAAUCGGGGUCCUCAUUGACGAGGGAAAGCUUCACUGGGAGACUCGAAUUCGCGAUGUCCUUCCCGAAUUCAAGCUUCGAAAAGACAUCGUCGGCCAAGAAGCAACCUUAAUCGACGUCCUCUCUAAUCGUACUGGAAUGACCUUGGGAAACGCAUUCUGGGGCCUUCGAAGUGGAGAAUUUCUGCUCCCCAAAGACCAGGUCGUUCCGACGAGCUGCGACAUCCAAGCCGUUCGACCAUUCCGCAAGAGGUUUCUGUAUACGAAUUGGAAUUAUGCACUGGCAACUGCGAUUAUUGAAAAAGUUACCGGGAAAACGUUUGGCGAGUUUGUCAAAGAAAGACUUCUGGAUCCGUUGGAUUUGAGACGAACGACACUUGGCGAUCCAGGGACAGAUAAUGUGGCUAUGGCUCAUGCUAUCUAUGACAACGGCACAGCUUGUAAAAUCCCAUUUCCGAAUCUCUCGGAUGAAACGGGAAUGGCUGGUGGUGCUGCUGGGAAGAGUUCUAUUAGGGAUCUUUUAAUCAUGUAUAAAUCACUGCUUUCCGCCUACAAACACCAGCUCAAAUCAGGAUUAACGUCAACACCUGGAUCACCAUUCAAACAACUCAAGACUGUCUUCGCGCCACAUAUCGGUAUCAACGACCAACAGAGCUAUUGUUUGGGACUCUACAAAACCACACUCCCUGGAAACAUCGGUAUCGCGAGUCUCAACCACGCAUUCCUAGGCCCAAAGAAUAAACCAUUCUCUGGCGCUCUAAACCCCGGCAUAGAAGUCUUCCAUCAUACAGGCAAUCUCCCCGGCACCACAGCGUCAAUGUUCCUCCUCCCGGCUACACAAACAGCAAUCGUAGUCCUCACAAACUCGCUGCCUCUCUCAGACCCCACAGACUUCACAGGCCGGCUCAUCUUAUCAGCCCUCCUUAACGAGACACGGCCGACGAAUUUCCCAGACCUUUCGAAGAUGGUGAGGCAGAAUCAACUUCUCGCCUACGCUAAGCUCAUUUCUCAGCUUGAAAAGGGUAAGACUGGAGUACCGCCUCCAUUCCCCCUCUCUGCAUACGCAGGCGUCUACUUCAAUAAUUUGGGCAACUACAAUGUGCAAAUCAUACCCCAGGGCUCUGGUCUCCUAAUGAUCGUUCAAAAUAAACCACACACGCGUUUCGCUCUCUUGCCUUACGAUGGCAACACCUUCUACUGGCCAGCGAAUCGAGAACGAGAACUUUGUGUGGACCACGGGUUUCCGGUUCUUAGUGCUGGGUUCCACAAGAUUGUAUUUACCAGUAAUACUGAUGAUGUUGUGGAUAGGUUGAUUUGGGACUGUGAUCCUGGAGCUAAACCGAGUAUUUUCGAAAAGAAUUGGAAUGGUAGUAUGGCUAGGGAUGUCAAGCUCUGA